Messenger RNA from Ricinus communis (castor bean), 557 nucleotides. RefSeq names its product acetylserotonin O-methyltransferase. Gene Ontology annotation, biological process: methylation. The record is from RefSeq and is a predicted model, not a curated record. The transcript has a single exon. Gene Ontology annotation, molecular function: S-adenosylmethionine-dependent methyltransferase activity; O-methyltransferase activity. Bases 26 to 358 code for a protein of 110 amino acids. NCBI's taxonomy places the organism in Eukaryota, Viridiplantae, Streptophyta, Magnoliopsida, Malpighiales, Euphorbiaceae.
GUUAGCCCACCACAUUAUACAAUCCAUGACAAGUCAUUUUUGUUACUUGUAUCAAUUGCAGUGGAUUCUACAUGAUUGGAACGAUGAUGAAUGCAUCCAAAUCCUGAAGAAAUGCAAGGAAGCUGUUCCAGAAGAUAAUGGAAAGGUGAUAAUCGUUGAAGCUGUGAUUGGUGAAGUGAAGGACGACAAGCUUGAGUAUGUUAGGCUGAUGCUAGAUAUGGUGAUGAUGGCUCACACUAAUACAGGUAAAGAGAGGACCUCAAAGGAAUGGGAAUCUGUUAUUCAGAAGGCUGGCUUUCGCUCUCACACUAUCAAACCCAUUGGUGCUGUGCAGUCUAUUAUUGAAGCCUUCCCUUGAUGUUUAACGCAGGUGUGGGCUUGCUUAAAAAUUUCCUUUUAUCAUUGAAACCAAUAAUGGCAUGUGCCAAUUAAUUAUUAAAUCUUUCUUUUUCUUUUUUCUUUCUUAUGUUUGUUUGCCUGUUGUGAGUUGGAUGUAUUGCACCCAAGAUAUAUGCGGUGGGAUUUGCUGCUAGUAAAGAUGCUAUCCAGAAGAGUAA